AAACUAAGUGUUCUUUAUUUUGUGAAUUGUUUGAAAUUGCAGACUAACUAAAAAAAUGUAGAAAUACUCAGUUUCAGCCAAAUUAUUUUCACUGGAACAGAUUUAAAAACUAGCUAUGUCGAAGUCCGCUUAACAUCAUAUAUUAAUAAUACUAAAUAACCUAACUUUUUUUAUUUAGUUACUUAAGCUUGUUCGUUAUAUUAUAAACUAUGUUCAUAACAAAAGUAAAGGAAAACUUGAAAAAUAUGAAAACGCUGCCGAAAUGCAAUCAUUUCCAUCUAACAGGAAGUUAUCGUCAUCAAAAAACUUGAAUAAAAUAAAACUCCUUCAUUCAAAUGAAAUAGUUAACUGUUUUUUUAUGCACAUUUUUAUACAUUUUACUAUCGUUUCACUAAUUGUAAUUUAGAUAAACAUAUAAAAUUCCAAAAACCAUGUAAUAGUUUAUUCAAAUACAAAAAAGAAGGAGUGGUAAUUACAAAUAAUUGAAUCUUAUCACUAGUAAAAGUUGUUAAAUAUAAACGUAAUUAGGAUACGCAGUGACAUCAUGAACAUAACCUAUCAUUGCAACAUAUUUCAGCAUUAAUUUAGAAGUCAUGAAUUAGUUGAUUCUCAUAUUUCAGCAUUUAACAAAAUUUAGCCAUAGCCAACUUCCUGUAUUUUUUCUUCAGUUAACUUAACAAUGAUAAAGAAUAGAUAAUUCAAUAAGCAUUAGCACUUUCAUACUUCCGUUUGAAAGGCACCCAUAGCAGAAAAAAAUGCUUGAUGUAACAUAGAACAAGAUAAUUUUUUAUCAUAUCAUACCGGACGUUAAAUAGAUACGCAUACUGACUCUUCGAUCCUUUAUUAUUAUUGAACUCAUCUAUUAUGAUUUACAUAAUUGUUUAAAAUAUAGUAGUCCAGCUAAAGCUUCUAGUUCAUAUGAAUAAUAUUCGAAUCAAUUAUUGUUCUGACUAACUGUACGAAUCGAUACCGGACCGAACUGGUUCAAAAGAACUAAAAUAGCUGGUAAUAAACACUAUUUUUGGAUUGAAAGUUAAUUUUGUGAAUAAAUAAUUGAAAUGAAAAUAAGGGAGGUGAUAAAAUCCUUUAAAAUUAGAAGAAACCGUCAAAUAUCCUCUACAAACUUGGUUUCAUUUGAAGCAUUUUACAACGAUCGUAAAAAUAAGUUUUCUAAUAUUAAGGAACCAUGUACUAAGACUAAUUCAUUUCCGUCCCAGAAUGAGGAAUAUGCUGGUGGAUAUGUACGUUUUAAAGAAACAAGUGAAGAAAAACCAGUGAUCCGUCCUAGUCUACCUAUAGUUCUAGUAAUUUUCAUUCUUACGUCUGUAUUUAUUGUACUUCCAAUAAUAUACUUAAUCAAUUGUUUUAAAUUUUCGUUUGAUAAUCAAGAAUUCUAUCAUCGGAUGACUCCAGCUUUUUUUAGCAAUGCAACAAAAGAAUACGACACUAAGAAACCCCAAAAAUUUCAUGAUUUACCAUUUCCUCCUAGUCCAGAUUACAAUCAAUGUAAACUCCUAAAAGACAUUGAUAAAUAUGACUGUUUCCCUGAAGAUGAUGUUGAUGCUGAAAAAUGUGAAGCAAGAGGCUGUUGUUGGAUACCGAAACCAAAAAAUAAACCUGAUCAACCAAUUGACGUGCCAUACUGUUUCUACCCGCCAAAUUACAAUACUUAUAAAAUCAUUAAUAUCACUGAAACUAGUUUUGGAUUGAUAGCAUUUUGGAAGAGGCAAUAUAGAACAGCUUAUCCUGAUGAUGUAGAAGUUUUGAAAAUGAUUGUUAAAUAUGAAACAGAGACCAGAUUAAGAGUGAAGAUUGUAGAUCCAAAUAAUUUCAGAUUUGAAUCGCCAUAUCCAGAAGUUCCUAUUGUUGAUAAAGCUUCAAUUUCCUUAACGUACAUCUUCGAAAUUAAUAUAUUUAAGUCUGGUUUUAAAGUUAUGAGAAAAAGUGACAAUACUACUAUAUUUGAUUCUAAUAAUUUCUUGAACUUAAUCUAUUCGAAUCAGUUGCUACAAAUUAGUUCAAAACUACCCUCAAAAUUCAUUUAUGGAAUUGGAGAGCAUAGAUCUAAUUUACUACUGUCUACAGAAUGGUCCAGGUUCACUUUAUUUAAUCAUGACGAAAUUCCCACAAAUAAUAAAAAUUUAUAUGGGAGCCACCCAUUUUAUUUAGUUAUGGAAAACUCUACCAAAAGCCAUGGAGUAUUUUUAUUAAAUAGUAAUGCAAUGGAUGUUAUUUUACAACCCACACCAGCUAUCACAUUUAGAACCAUUGGCGGAAUUUUGGAUUUCUAUUUCUUUUUGGGACCAUCACCGUCUGAAGUCAUUAACCAAUAUACCGAUCUGAUUGGUAGACCUUAUAUGCCUCCAUAUUGGAGUCUGGGAUUCCAUUUAUGCAGGUUUGGAUAUAAAACUUUAAAUGAAACCAAAAAAGUGAUGCAAAGAAAUAUUGAUGCUGGAAUUCCAUUGGAUACCCAAUGGAAUGACUUGGAUUAUAUGAAUGUUAGCAAUGAUUUCACAUAUGAUCACAACAAUUUUAAGGAAUUACCAAGUUUUGUAAAUGAGUUGCAUUUGAAGGGUAUGCACUACAUUCCCCUAAUUGAUCCGGGCAUUAGUGCCAGUGAAACUCCGGGAUCUUACCCACCAUACGAUGUAGGAAUGGAAAUGGAUAUAUUUGUUAAAAAUUCCACUGGAUUACCUUUUAUAGGAAAGGUGUGGAAUAGAGUGUCUACUGUAUGGCCGGAUUUUACUAAUCCAAAUGCUGUAGAUUAUUGGACGUUAAUGUUAAAAAAUAUGCACAAAACAAUCCAAUUCGACGGAGCUUGGAUCGAUAUGAACGAACCGUCAAAUUUUUAUUCGGGUACAAAUAAUGGCUGUUCAAAUUCCACUUUUGACAAUCCACCCUAUCUCCCAUAUGUCGACGGUGGAAUUAUUUACUAUAAGACGUUGUGUAUGGCUGCUAAGCAUUAUGCGGGGCUGCAUUACAAUGUUCAUAAUUUGUAUGGACUCACAGAGGCCAUAGUUACCAGCUUUGCUCUUGCAGAAAUAAGAGGUAAAAGACCGAUGGUUAUAUCACGGUCGUCAUUCUCUGGUUUGGGACAUUAUGCGGGGCACUGGAGUGGAGAUGUUUGGUCUUCUUGGGAUGAUAUGAAGUUUUCAAUUCCAGGAAUUCUAUCAUUCAGCCUAUACGGUAUUCCUUUAAUGGGAGCUGAUAUAUGUGGUUUCAACGGAAAUACAACAGCUCCAUUAUGUAAUAGAUGGAUGCAGCUAGGAGCAUUUUAUCCUUUUUCUAGAAACCAUAACACCGAUGAUGGUAUUGAUCAAGACCCUGUAGCUCUAGGAAAGCAAGUGAUCGCAUCAUCCGUAAAGGCUCUAACAGCUAGAUAUUAUCUAUUACCUUAUCUGUAUACAUUAUUUCACAAAGCGCAUGUAAAUGGUGAAACUGUAGCAAGGCCAUUAUUCUUUGAAUUUCCGGAAGAUGUGAAUACGUAUGGAAUAGAUACUCAAUUUUUGUGGGGUUCUGCAUUAAUGAUAAUCCCUGUUUUACAGGAUUCUGACGUUACAGUUACUGCUUAUAUACCAAAAGGUACUUGGUAUGAUUUUUACAACCUCGAAGGAUCAUAUAGUAAAGGAGAAAAAUUUACUCUGGAUGCACCAUUAGAUACGAUUCCAUUAUUAAUUAGAGGUGGUUGUAUAGUACCAUUACAAGCACCAAAAAAUACUACUACCGAAUCCAGAAAAUCGAAAAUUGAACUUUUAGUAGCUAGUGAUGAAAAGAAAUAUGCUAUUGGUGAUUUGUAUUGGGAUGACGGUGAUUCACUCAAUUCGUUUGAAGAAAAACAAUAUUCCUCAAUUACUUUCGAGCUGGAAGAAAACACAUUAAGAUCAUACGCUACUUUUAUAGGAUCUGAUAUACCACCGAAUUUAGACAGAGUUGCUGUUUUGGGUAUCGAUGAUAUCAUUAAGGAAGUAUCAGUUAAUGGAUUUAUGCACAAGAAUUUCGACUAUAACUCCAAAUUUAAGUAUUUGAACAUUGAAAAAUUGGACAUCUCUCUACAAGCACCUCUGGUUAUUUCAUGGAAGUAAACCAAGUUUAUUUAUUGACACGCACACUUAAUAAUCAAACUUUUUUAAGUAUUAUUCUAAAUGUCAUUUAGACACUUCGCUUCUAAGCUCAACGUUUAUAUUUGUAUGGAAUUAUUAAUAUUUUAAAAAGCCAUGUUUGAAACUUUUAUAUAUAGAGAGCUAAUAUCUAUGUUUAAACAUUUAUAUGGUAAUGGAAUUCGAAAACCAUUGAGAAGGAUAUUUUGGAUAGAGUAUUAUAGUGACAUUUAUGUAUGAUCAACUUCAUCGCUUAAUUUUUCAGACUAGACAAUUGACAAUUUUUUUAAGGUAUAUCGAAAAUAUUUCUGAUGAGAAAAAAAAUGUUAGAUCCAUCGAGGUAAAUGAAAUUCACUGGGUGGCAUUUUUUCAAGAUGAUUUAAUGGUCUACAAAAAAAGAAUGAUUGAAUUUUUUUGUCAGAUGAACUGUUUUCUCAUAACCACGACUUAAAAAUUGGUAUGAUUACAGAAUUUGAUUUUUUAACUUUGGAAUAUUGUAAUUACUUAAAAAUUAGUAUCCGUAUUAAUUCAAUGAAGAUUCUUGAAGAGAAUUUAAUUUCCUAAAAAUUUCUCUUGAUAUUUUUAGUUAAAGUCACUCCUUUGAAAGUUAUUCAGAGUUGAAGUCAGAAUGAAAUUCUAGUUUUUUUUUGCUGUAGAUUUAAUUUUUUUGAUCCCAUUGAAAACUUCAUUCUUCGUUUAUUCCAUCAACAAAAGUGAUUGAUUGAAAAUGCAAUUUUCUGAAGAAAUUAACUUUUCUAUAAAUAAAAAUUAUUACCUAUAAAAAGGUCAAAUUUUUCAGUGGGCUCAAAAAAAUUGCAUCUACAAUGAAAAAAACAAGAAAUUCAUUUUGACUUCAACUUUGAAUAACUUUCAAAGAAGUGAAUUUAACUAAAAAUCUUAAGAAAAGUUUUUUGUAGAAAAUUAACUUCCCUUCUAGAAUCUAUUGAAUUUUGUCUAACAUUUUUUUUGUCAUCCGAAAUAUUUUCGAUAUACUUCAAAAACAAAUAGAUGACUUUUUUGACCCAAACUAUUGUACACUAUAACAUGAUAUUUUAAUAUAAAUUAUUUUUUAUUUUGAGUCUCAGAUAUUUAUAAUGUUUAUAAAACAAUUGUAGAAUGAUUAAUUUCUAUUUCUAUAGGCUUUUACCCUUUUUUACCUUUUUAAAGAUCCUUACUGUUAUUUUUAUUGCCUUUAAUUUGGAUUUUUAAUAUUUGAUUUCAUAUUUCAUCUUCACUUUUUUUAUAGUAUAUAUUUCUUUUCUCUCUACUUUAUUUAUCUAGAUUAUUGUUCUAUUUGUUUAUUUUUCUUAUGUUUUGUAGCUGACGUGCAUAUACUUUCUCUAACCAUAUUUUCUCACACAUAUGAAAGUCAUUUUAUCUUACCAAUUUAUUUUUUCAUCACUAUUUAUGAUUUUCAGCAUUUUACCUCAAAAAUAUUUCUACUAGCAAACCUUUACUUUUUAUAUCAGCCGGUGUCAAUCAAAUUGAAAUUAUUUCCGUCCAAAUUAAAUUCAUGUAGUCGAAGUAUCUUUCAGUUAGAUCAGUAUGGCUCUCAAAAUAUCUAUAAUUUAAGAAUUACUUUAGAGAUUAUUUGUUAUUUGAAAAUAUUUUCAAUUUAUCGUCUAUAUUAGUUAAUUUAGGAUUUUUAGGUGAUUUAGUUCAAGACUCUGUACACAAUAGGUGUUGAGAGAUUCGUUAAAACAUUUUUUGGAAAGUAGAAAAAUUUGAAUGAAUUCCGUUCUAAAUGAAGUCUGUGUAAAUAUUCCAAGAUUUUAAAUGGUACCGUAGAUUUCUUCCUUAUACCAGAUUAAACCAGUGGUUCUGGUUCAGGCAAUGGGCAAUUUGUGGCAAAAACUACUCAACGUUCGAUAACUUAGCACUCUAGGUUGCUGAGCAACUAAUUGAUGGACUUUCGUAGUACCUUUCAGCAGAAUAAUUUCACUUGGAAUUUCUAUUAAAAUGUGGACAAUGUCAUCUUUUACAAUAAGCAAAAGCUUCAUCUUACUACGGUCUUUAAGUGCUUCAUGAAAUUGUAAAGCCUUAAUAAUUUGUACACUGGUGACGAUAUGGUCUGCUAAUGAAGUCUGUUUAAAUAUAACAAAAUUUUGAAUGGUACCGUAGAUCUCUUCAUUAAACCAAUGAGAAUAUUCCAGAACCGAUUUUUAUCAAUACUAAGAGUGAUAUAAUGGAAAUGUAUAUCAUUAUGUAUGAUAUUAAUUCAAAACUGUUCACAUGGACUACAUUUAUUGCUAUAUAUGAAUUUUUCCACGUAGUCAAUUAUUUAAAAUUGAUAUAUUUGUGGAAAGUAUCCGUUUCAUAAUCAUAUGUCUGUGUUAUACCAAAGUUUAAGUAAGUUAUUUACUAUUAGAUGUGUCAAAUUUUACAGAAAACAAAAAUCUUAUUAAAUGUUACCUGAUAGAUAGUAAAUUAGAUGUAGAAUUAAAAAUAAGAAGAAUCUAUUGUGAUUUAAUUGCUCAAUGACUUGUUUAAUUUGAACUAUUUUAAUUUCAUAUACACUCAACAGCAAAAAAAACAGAUAGUUGUAUUCAAAAUAUUAAUCUGUUGGUUAAUUUAUAAAUUGUUGGCACAAAAUCUGUCACAAAUCAAUAAUUUUAAUUGAUUAUGAAUAUAAAAAUACAGAAUAAAGAGAGAGAGAAAAACACAUUUUAUUAGAACCUUGAGAUAUGGAAGAAAUUAAAUUUUGGACGUAAUCCACAAAUUCUCUAUGGACAUCAUAUCGGAAGAUUGUGCAGGCCAGUCUAGAAUAUAACCAAUUUUUCCAAGUAUUGCGUAACGAAUCUGGCGAUAUGUGGACGAGCAUUAUCCUCCAUCAAAAUUAAUUCAUCACCAAUAAAUGGAGCAAAUGGGAUCACAACCUCUAGCAACAGUCAUAGCCUUAUUAUCAGUAAAAAUCAGUGGGACGUGGAAAUUAAUUCCACUCCAAACUAUAACUGAUCUCCUUUCAAAAGGUUAUAAAUUGUUCCCCUAAUAAUCCCUAUCGUAUAGACCAAAUCGAGACUGGUUAACAAACAAUCACCUUUCUCUUUAAUGCCUUUCCAGGAGUUGGAGUCCUGUCAAUCUCCACCGUAAUGUGUGUGAGCCACUUCAAGUCUAUCCCGAACCUUAGAAGCUAUUAGAUAUUGAAAUCUGAGUUUUAUAUAAUGGUCUACUAAUCCCUUAGGGAUUAGUUCGAUGGACUCUGACUCUACAUUCUCUAUUAUAAUCAGAUUACCCACAAAAACAAAUACAUUAGCUUUUAGUUUGAAAAAUAUGAAGUGUCCGAUUUUUUUGCUGUUGAGUUUAUUUAGAACUGAUAUUCUAAAUUCAUCCUAAAACUUCAAACAUAAGUACAGUAAAAUCUUUCUUAACUGAAAUGGGAGUUGAGGGUGGUUUCAGGCAACAUAAAUUAAAAAGGAUUAUUUUAACUAUAUUUUUACAUAUAUGCAACUAGCAACGUUGUUUUUAUAAAAUCUUUAUUUCUUUUGGUAUCGUUUUCUGGUAGCAAUAUCUCCCUAACUGUUACAUCAAUAAUGAUCUUUUCCAAUCUUUCCCCAACAUGAAAAGCAACCUAAACAUAACAGUAUAAGGAAUCUAAAGUGAAUGUGAUUUAAUACUUAUAUGAAGCCUUAAUCAUAGUUUGCAUAAAAAUUUACCUUCAUGGGAUUGAAGAUCUCAUCAACUCUGUCAUCGCUACUAUCUGUCUCAACUUCGUCAUCUGAUUCGUUGUGGCUAUCUUCAUUUGACAAUAUCUUGACCCAUCUAUUUAUAUCAGAGGUAUAUGGUUGUUGAUUCCCUUCCAGUUUCACUCCCUUCUAUGGCGUUUUGUCUCAAUGACUGAUUUAUUGUGUUUUUAUUUUAUUUUUUCGACGUCGCUUCGGUUAAGAGAGCUUUUAUUGUAUAGUAUUUUUAAAGUCAACGUGAAAAGAGAUAUUUUUAAUUCCACUGAAUUAUAAAAUCGAAAAUUUUGCAAUAUAGGAGGACAUUAAAAGCAGAAUAAAUACUUUAGGAAGGGAAGGCUACAGGAAUAGGCAAUAGGGGUGCUACAAAGCUGCGCCAAUUGGUCUAUCAACACCAAUGUCAGUAAUAUUUAGUGUCAAAUCAUUUGACUGCAGACAAAUAAAAAUAUUUCAGUGAUAGGUCAAUCAGAACUAACUUUCAAAUGUUAUCCAAAAGGACAUUUAAUAUUUAUACAACUUAUUCGUCGUUCGGUGUAGAUGGAUUGUGAUAAUGUAAAAUAUUUAAUUAGACUGCGUUGUUUUUUUUUAGUAGCCUGCUGAUGAAUUCCAACUUUUAGAAUUGUUUUAACCCUCUACUGCAUGAAUUAUAAAAAAAGUAUUUGAUGGUUAUUUAGGCUUUAUUUAGGAAUAAAAUUUACUAAAAAAAAAGAAAAUUAAAAAAAUUUUCUUACAUAAAUUGAGAAAAAAACAAAGGUCGUAUAUGGGUUCGUAUGAAGAAUAAAGAAACAAAUAUAAAUUUAAGUGUUUAGUAUAAAAUAAAAAUUACAGUAAUUUUAAUAAUGAAAUACCGAUAAAUAGUUUCGUUUGUUGUAACAUUUUCUACACUUUGUGUAAGUUUUUUGCCCUCAAAAUUGACAUUUUUCUCCGUUUCAUCCAUUCAGAUAUAUGGUCUAUUCCAUGAGUCCUCGCGGAGUUUAAAGGUACAUCUUGAUGUCUGACAGAUUGGAUUGGAUGGAGCAAGACUUCCUUGCCAAGAAAUUGGUGUUCCAUCUCUAAUGUGAUUUACAUGAAGCCCGAAGUGCUCUGAAACAGCGUGCUUGAAAUCAAAUAGAGACAUGUAAACGUCUGAAUUGUUCCUGUCUAUCACAUGAAAAAAUAUUCGUUUAUACCAUUUCUUGGAUCUCAAAUGAAUUCUAUACAACCAAGCAUAAAGUCUCAUUAAUCAACACCCCCUUAUGCCGGUUAUAUACUUCAAUUGCUUGAGACAAUUAAUGUUUUUGUACAGUGUUUCCUUUCUAAAGGAUUUUCGUUUUGUAGUCAUUGGUUCACUACCUACAUAAGUUGAAAGGAUAUUAACCAGUUUAUUAUUAAACCAAGUAACGGCAUCAAUAGUGGCAACCUUUUCUAUGAAAAAUUCACGUUCUUGUUUCUUCAACUCUUUUUUUUCUGGCGGUAUAUCUAUAUUAGGAAUUCUGUUCAGGCACACUGUACUUAGAGGCAAAAGUCCAAUCUUCGUAAGAUGUACCUGGAGUCACGACAUUGCCGCUAACACCCAAAUCUUGUGUACCUUCAGGUCGUUAAUUACUUUGAUCACCAGCAAAAAAAUCAAAAUCAUAACUAAAUCCUGAAAGUUCACAAGAACUUGAUUCCUGUAUCCCCUAUAUCGCAGAAUUGUAUUGUUUCAGGUCAUGAUGAACUUUUGUAGGGAUUAUCCGUUCAUCAACUGCCAGAUAUUCCUCUUUCGGUACUACUAAAAGUUGCUGCUUAGUACCAUCUGAAAGUGGACGCACUUUGAAUAACUUAUUUCAAAUCUAUUGCAUGCCGUAGUUUCGUAAAUUUGUGACUGCUCUAAAGCCUUGUUCCAGUAAUAUCGUGAGGUAGGUAAUUUCACUAUAGACAUGAAUAUUAUCAUGCCAAUAAAUUGAUUAAUUUCUUGUUUGGAAUUUAAAUUAAAUUGAACAAGUAAAAAAUCUGCUGGUGUUUCAGCUUUUUCAAAAAACUCUGGUAAUUGCGUGGCUUCAAUAAUUUAAAAAUUAUUUUCAUCAUUUUUUGGAUUCCUAUUUUAUUGUAGUGGGUUUAUGAUUUUGUCUGUGUGGCCGGUGGAGGUUAUCAUCAGAGCAAUCACUACCUGUUUCAGUUAUAACAAGAGAUCGUUUAUGACGUUGAAAUUGUCUAUAUUCACUUUUAGAAUCGGAGGCUAAUUCAUCAUCACCAAGCGAGCUCCAGUUAGAAUGAAUACGAAACCAUUAUGAUUUCAUCAACAAAGCACUUUAAUAUGAAAGAAAUAUGCGUAAAAUUAAAGACUAAAUAAUAUAUUUAUAAAAUAGUACAAUAACAGCAUCAUGUUUUGUUUUUUUUACCACUUUUUUCGUGCAGAAAAUAUCUUUUGAAAAUUGUGUUUACAGAUACUAAAUAGAACUUCACACAAGCGCUAGAAAAGUGAGGUUAUAACCAAAAUGACUUGACUAUAGGUAACAAAAAAUAUUUUCGUAUUGCCAACGUAACAAUUAAAAUGUCCACCAUGCGUAUAGUUAUUGCUAGAUUUUUAAGAAUGUGAAGAAGUAACAAUUUACUGAAAAAAGGAGAAUAAUUAUUAGCAAUUUUAUAAGAAUAUAUCUGACAAUCUCAUUUUAAUCAAUGUCUUCACGUUGACUUUAGAUAUACUAUACUUAAUACUUUUACUCUAUAUAAAUAUUGUAAUAUUUAUUGUAAGAGACAGGGAUCGGUUUCAAAAUUUAUUGUAAUAAAUUGUGUCACUAUAUAUUAAAUCGUUAAAUUUUUUAGAUAAAACGGCGAAUCAUUCCAAUUGUGGUGUCCGUGUGCAUCGUUUUUUGGGUUAGCUAGUGACUCUUUAUAUUAUUUGAAACAAUUGAGUCACAAAAUUUGAAAUAAGAACUAAAAAAUAUUGAGAAAGUUAAUAAAACUCAAAUUAUAAAUUUUUCACCCAUAUAAAAAUAGGAAAAUUUCAAUUUGACCAACAUUUGAGGUCUCAAUCUUGCUUCUGUGAUCUUAACAUCAAAUUUUUUGCUUUUCUAUUGUUCUUUCGUGAUCAGACUCUUUAGCUUGCAUCUUACAAUGGGUUAAGGUAGUGGUUGAUUCAUUGUUUGGUAUAUUUUAUUAUCCGAUAAUUCGCCAUGCGGAAGAUCAUCUUCCAGCAGGAAAAAAGAAGAUGGUUGAUAUGAACUACUAUGUUUUCUUUCCGUCAAGGUUAUUUUCCAUGAAUACAAAGCACAUAUAUAUAUUUAACAUUGAGUUCUUCUUGUACAAAAUUCUCUUUCUUCGGUGAUCUUCUCAUCACAUUUUUUGCUUUUUUAUUGUUUUGUCGUUGUCAGAAUCUGUAGCUUGUUUCUUACGAUGGUUUGAAGUGUUGGGGCUUCAUUGUUUUGUAUAUUCCAUUAUCUGAUAAUUCACCAUGUGGAAGAUUAUCUUUCAGCUGGAAAAAAGAAGAUGGUCGACGUAAACUACCAUUUUUUUCUUCCCGUCAGGGUUGCUUUUCAUAAACACAACGCACAUAUUAUAUAUAUUUAAAAAUAACCUCUAUUGCCAUUGAGUUCUUCUUCUUGUACAAAAUUCUCUUUCUUCGGUGAUCUUCUCAUCACAUUUUUUGCUUUUUUAUUGUUUUAUCGUUGUCAGAAUCUGUAGCUUGUUUCUUACGAUGGGUUGAAGUAGUGAGGGUUUCAUUGUUUUGUAUAUUCCAUUAUCUGAUAAUUCACCAUGUGGAAGAUUAUCUUUCAGCUGGAAAAAAGAAGAUGGUCGACGUAAACUACCAUUUUUUUCUUCCCGUCAGGGAUGCUUUUCAUAAACACAACGCACAUAUUAUAUAUAUUUAAAAAUAACCUCUAUUGCCAUUGAGUUCUUCUUCUUGUACAAAAUUCUCUUUCUUCGGUGAUCUUCUCAUCACAUUUUGUGCUUUUUUAUUGUUUUAUCGUUGUCAGAAUCUGUAGCUUGUUUCUUACGAUGGGUUGAAGUAGUGAGGGUUUCAUUGUUUUGUAUAUUCCAUUAUCUGAUAAUUCACCAUGUGGAAGAUUAUCUUUCAGCUGGAAAAAAGAAGAUGGUCGACGUAAACUACCAUUUUUUUCUUCCCGUCAGGGAUGCUUUUCAUAAACACAACGCACAUAUUAUAUAUAUUUAAAAAUAACCUCUAUUGCCAUUGAGUUCUUCUUCUUGUACAAAAUUCUCUUUCUUCGGUGAUCUUCUCAUCACAUUUUGUGCUUUUUUAUUGUUUUAUCGUUGUCAGAAUCUGUAGCUUGUUUCUUAUGAUGGUUUGAAGUGUUGGGGCUUCAUUGUUUUGUAUAUUCCAUUAUCUGAUAAUUCACCAUGUGGAAGAUUAUCUUUCAGCUGGAAAAAAGAAGAUGGUCGACGUAAACUACCAUUUUUUUCUUUCCGUCAGGGUUGCUUUUCAUAAACACAACGCACAUAUUAUAUAUAUUUAAAAAUAACCUCUAUUGCCAUUGAGUUCUUCUUCUUGUACAAAAUUCUCUUUCUUCGGUGAUCUUCUCAUCACAUUUUUUGCUUUUUUAUUGUUUUAUCGUUGUCAGAAUCUGUAGCUUGUUUCUUACGAUGGGUUGAAGUAGUGAGGGUUUCAUUGUUUUGUAUAUUCCAUAUCUUAUAAUUCACCAUGUGGAAGAUUAUCUUUCAGCUGGAAAAAAAGAUGGUCCACGUAAACUACCAUUUUUUGCUUUUCAUAAACACAACGCACAUAUUAUAUAUAUUUAAAAAUAACCUCAAUGGCUAUUGAAUUCUUCUUCUUGUAUUAUCUAAUAAGAUAUUAAGUAUUGUUAACGUCAUCUUUUGUCUCAUACUACUUUAGAGUCAUCUGUGAUUUAUUAUUGUGCUUUGAGCUGACUCUAUCAACAGUAUGUCGGCUCCAAAAACAAAUUCAUAAUUUUACUUUUCUUGUGUAGUUAUGAAAUCAUUGUUGCAUCUUUUGUGAAAACAAAUAUCGUAAAUUUUACAGGUCUAGUGUUUAUAUUGAAUUGUAAUGGUGUAAAUCUGUUUUAUUUUAGCAAACAGUGCCCAAUAGCUAGUUUUUUAUCAGCUAAUGGGACAUUAGUGAAACAUAUGUCAUUUGUAAUAUUUCUUCUAGCUCUAUGAAGUUAUUGAAAAAAUUCUGAAACAACACGGAAUUCUUGGUUUUCUUCUUAUUUCGUACCAGAGACUUUUCUAGUAUAAACUUUCAUUAUACAAAUAUGCCGUUUUCAUAUCUGCAACUGUCCAAAUUUUCAUACCUUAUCAACCAGAUUUUGACUUAUUGAUAUUAACAAACCCAACAAAUAUUCUAGAAGAUUGAUUUUAAUCAAAAUACUCUUCAAUAUGACAUCAGUUUUUUACGUUUAUAGAAUGUAGAAACAAUAUUGUGGUACAUUUCGUAUAGGUUUGGCAACAUUUUCUAAUUCAGAAACUUGAUUUGUAAAAUAUUAAAUUCAAAAUUGUAAUUCAACUUUCAACUGGACUAAUUAUUUAAGUACAAAAAACCGCCAUUCUUGUCUCUAACAAGGUUUUUAACAUUCAAUCUUACUUUAAUUUUUGAAAUAACUGUAUACAUAUCAUCUAAUGAUGAAAUAAAUUCUGUUUUAAUCUAAAUUAACGUUUUUUCUUCUAAUUUAUAACAAACUUUGAUUUUAAAAAUCACCAGAAAAAUUUCAAGCCGGAUUUACGCAACACAGCACGUAGUUCUGUUAUCUGCAGGAUUGAACACAUCGACGCAGCGCGACUUGAUACGACACGCGCGAGCUCACAGACGUGUACCUCCGUAAUUCAGACACAAUUUGCUGUGCCACACGUGUAGAUGACUAGCAAGACUUUCCUGAUUUUUUUUAAGAAAUAAUGACAGAAGAAAAGUU
This is a messenger RNA of Diorhabda sublineata, 13617 nucleotides long. RefSeq names its product lysosomal alpha-glucosidase-like. Gene Ontology annotation, biological process: carbohydrate metabolic process. The coding region runs from base 1059 to 4082 and encodes 1007 amino acids. The transcript is spliced from 18 exons. The record is from RefSeq and is a predicted model, not a curated record. Gene Ontology annotation, molecular function: alpha-1,4-glucosidase activity; carbohydrate binding. NCBI's taxonomy places the organism in Eukaryota, Metazoa, Arthropoda, Insecta, Coleoptera, Chrysomelidae.